Molecule: messenger RNA, 1425 nt
Organism: Camellia sinensis
Lineage: Eukaryota; Viridiplantae; Streptophyta; Magnoliopsida; Ericales; Theaceae
Product: ATP-dependent DNA helicase SRS2-like protein At4g25120
Biological process (GO): recombinational repair
Cellular component (GO): nucleus
Molecular function (GO): DNA binding; ATP binding; 3'-5' DNA helicase activity
Source: RefSeq, a predicted model, not a curated record
UGUAAAAUUUGAACCGUAGCGUAGGAGGGAAAUAGCUUCAAAGUUCAAACUCUCUCUCAAUUGCUGGACCGAGAAAAAGCACAACUGUGCCUUAUUCUUCUUCUAGGGUCACACACAGCUGCGAGCUCUCUCAACUCAGGAUGAGCAAGGAAAAUGAGCAUUUAGGAGGGUUAUCAGAGCAACAAAAAGUUCGAAUUUCUAGAAUUUCAGAGCAGCCAAGGCCCUCCUUGCCCGCAAAAGGCCUCGCCACUCCACUAAUACCCACCAUCAGUUUCCUGACAAAUAUGCAGAUACAAAGAGAAUUGAAACUCCAGCACAGGUUAUUGGCAUCAAAAGGCUUCCUCUUUCAGAGAUUCCAAUGAACACACCUUCCCCAGCUUCCUUUAAGGGGUCGAAAAUACCAGGAGGUGAAUGUAACAUCAGUUCAUGUUCUGGGGGCAUAUCCGUUAGUAUGAUUGAUGAUAGUUUGAGUAUAAGGACAAUGGGUGUUGAUUUGGAGAAUGAGGCAGUUCCUAAUUCAUUUGAAACUCCAACAAGACAACUGGAAUGUAGCGGCAGUUUAUGCUCUGAUGCCAUAUUUGUCAACGGAAUUGAAUCGAUUGAUGAUAGUUUGAGUAAAAGGAAAACGGGUGUUGUGUUGGAAGAUCAGUCUGGGCUAAGUUCUUUUGUUACUCCAGUGGGACAACUGCAUUUUUCUGCCUUGUGCAAGUCUUCAUCUGUAUCUAGUGUUUUAGAUGAGGAUAUUGACAAUACCAUUUUGGAAGAAAUUGAUGCUCUAUGUGAGCAGAAGACAGUGGUAAACUCAGGAAGGGAGGAGUGCAGCGGUAAUUUUCAAAUGGAAAUUCAGUCUGUUGAAGAGAAUAGUUCGGAGCAAAAGACAAAUUUGAGUUCUGUUUUUUCCCGGAGUUGUUGAAAACUGAAGGCAUUAUGAAUUCAAGUGAGGAUCAAGAAUGUGGAGUAGGGGAAUUGAGGAUUUCAGUGGCCGCACAAAAUGGGAGUAUGCUAGAGGAAUCUGUGAAAUAUAUGGAUUCUCUGAAUGACAGGCAGCGGGAAGCUGCUUGUAGUGACAUUUCUAUCCCUUUGAUGAUUGUUGCUGGACCAGGAAGUGGAAAGACUGCUACGAUGGUUGGACGUGUUCUGAUGUUGCUUAAUGAGCAUUGGUCCAUCCAAUAUUCUGGCUAUGACUUUCACUACAGCGGCUGUUUCUGAAAUGAGAGAUCGAAUUGGAGCAGUGGCUGGGAAGGCAACAGCGAAAGACCUUACAAUCAGCACAUUCCAUUCAUUUUCUCUGCAACUUUGUCAUUCACAUACUGAAAAGUAUGCAUAUUUUGAGAUUUUUCAAAGUAUUCGUGACUUGGACUUGGAAAUAUAUGUAUAUGUUGUUCAGGCUUACUUGUUGCCGUCUUUUCAAAAUACAAAUUUACU